This is a messenger RNA of Talaromyces rugulosus, 3027 nucleotides long. RefSeq lists its product as uncharacterized. The transcript is spliced from 3 exons. Lineage: Eukaryota; Fungi; Ascomycota; Eurotiomycetes; Eurotiales; Trichocomaceae. The record is from RefSeq and is a predicted model, not a curated record. Gene Ontology annotation, cellular component: mitochondrion. The coding region runs from base 1 to 3027 and encodes 1008 amino acids. Gene Ontology annotation, molecular function: crossed form four-way junction DNA binding; DNA endonuclease activity; flap-structured DNA binding.
AUGGACCUUCAAAAACCGGACAAGUCGCGACCCGCCACUCGCAAGGAUCGGGACAACACCUCCAAGUACAGUAUGAAUGAGUACGGACGACUACAAAGCCCGGCCGCCGGUGAGAGUGACGAUGUCGACCCCCGCCAGAAUUUGCAGGAAAGAGCCGCCUCUGAUUUAGGCACCGCGAGCUCCAUCCCGCACUAUUUAAGCGGCGUGAAGCUCUCCAGACAACACCCCGUCUCUCCUUCACAUGUCACCGCGAUGCGUAUCCCUCCAGGGAUAGUAUUGGAUCCUCUCCAGAUAAGGCAGCUGCGGCAUGCCUCGCUGAUCCCGCCGGUGACCAAGGCGUCCCUCAGCGAGCUUGAUCUCGAGAGUAUUAUGCGGAACAUCCAUCUUCGCAGUGAUGCCAGCUUUGAACCAGGUCUCCACUUCCGGCCGGACUUGGACGGGGAGGGGGGAAAAAGGAAGACGAGAAUGGCAGAAACCUACUGGGGGGCAUUGCUUGCGGAAAUCACGAUAUACACGUAUAUUAAUACCAGUGGUUCUCAACCGGAGGGUAUCCAGACCGUGCAAGUUCCUGAUUCGGAAACGCUCCAGGACGGCUUCUUCCGACCACGGCUACCGACUAUGUUCAAAACUCUACUAGAGGUGCUAAAAACUCUCGUGCCAGAGCGAGAUCAUGCCGGUAUUGUUGCACACUUGGAUGUUACACUUUUGAUGCAGCAAGUACAGCAUGGGGUCCUUGACCUAGUCACUCUCGCCACGUGGUUAGCAAAGCUCUUGAAAACACAUUGUGCCCCGAUGAGAGAUCAAGAAGCCGACGAUAUGGUGACGCAUAUUACCGAGGGAUCGGCUUCUCAAGACAUGGGCAGAGUGAUUACCGGGCUACGAACCUUGUUUUACGUUUUGGAAAUGAUGAAGCUAGACGUUGCAAAUUAUCAGAUACGCGAAUUUCGCUCCAUCCUGGUCCGGGACACUGUUCCCUUUCUUCAGGAUUAUUUUUGCAACAGUGUAGCCUCAAAUAAGUUCCAAGUCGAAGAUGCCAAGAUAUGGUAUAAGAACGAACAACGACGAGUGUCUAAUAUAUCCAUGGGAGUUGCGAAACAGUCGUUUUACCCGGUAGCGGUUCUGUUACGUGGCCUGUGCGAACUUUUGAUACAAGCCGAUGAUACUGUACAGUUUCCACAGACUUUCUUUUUCGAUACCCAGCGUCUUUUGUACCUGCGGGCCGACGUGCAGAGGGCCAUCCACAUCCAGGUCUGUUGGGUGGUCUUUCAGACACUAGUCGGAGACCAAGAUACCUGCCAGCGUCACCAUCAUAACUUUGCAAGGCGAAUUUUUCUCUUGCUGCAUAGCAACGACUGCGAUGAUUCCGGCUUGGGCACUAUAAUGCGGAAUGAUGCCAGCAUUGCUAUUGAAAUAGCUCGACUCGUAUGUGAGGCAACUGGACGGGGCAAUCAAGUGUCAGACGGCUUGUUGAAGGCUAUCGAAACUGGGCUAAGAAGAUAUUUUGCCCACGAUUCGCCUAUUAUCGCGGAUAUUCGAGACGGUAUGCGUCGUAUACUUGUACAAAAAACGUGUGAGCUUGCGCAGCAGUACAUCGAAAUGACAUCAAUUGGCAUUUUCGAGGCACAGCGUGCACACGACGGCGAGCCAGAGGGGUAUCACAUGUCGAGCCUGCGAACCAGCAGCAGUACCAGCAGCAACAUGCACACACUCGCCAAAACACCGCUAACCUGGCUCGCGUCGCUCAAAACCUCGCAUCUCAAAACCAUUGCGCGGGCGACCGGCACUCUAAACGCAGGACGCAAAGAUGUCUUGUGCGAGAGGAUUGGAAGUGAGAUUGAAAAGAGUGUUUUUCUGUGCAGUCCCAAGACCAGCAGCAGCAGCAGCAGCAAAAACCACGAGACGACGACGACGACAGGUGAAGUGAUGAGUAUUCUGAGUAUCGAUAUGGGCAUUCAGAACCUCGCGUUUGCGCAUUUGCUGGUACGGCCAGCAGGAAAGGAAAAGAUGGAGGUGGUUCUUGAUGCGUGGCAUCGUAUUGGAGUGCAGGAAUUGUCCUUGAAUAAUGAUGAUCAUAAUGAUAAUAAUAAUAUUGGGAAUGAGGGACUCCGACUCCCGUCGUCUGCGUUUCGGACGUUGACUCGCAAGGCUGCAGCGCAGCGCAAGAAGACUACUCAGGAUGUCAGCCAGGAUGAGAGCCAGAAUGAAAGCAAUACUGAGACUCGGAAUGAGACUCAGGCUGAGAGUCAAAGCGAAGUUGAAUACGCAGAGAAAAGCUUUUCCCCAGACAUCCUCGCCAACAACGCCUACACGCUGAUCUCCCGCCUCAUUGCGCAGUACAACCCGACACACAUCCUGAUUGAGCGCCAGCGGUUUCGCUCUGGUGGACAGGCUACCGUGCUUGAAUGGAGUUUGCGUGUAGGUGUGUUUGAAGGGAUGUUGCAUGCUGUACUGUGUACGAUGCGGCGGUUGGGUCAUUGUGCUGCCCGGGUUUGGGAUGUUAGUCCGGCGCGUGUAGCGCAGUAUUGGGAGGCUACCAGCAGUGGUUCCGAUAUGGUUUCUGAGAAACAGACUGAAACAGCCACUGCCAAAAAAAGCGAGAAGAAUCAGCGGACUAUCAAAAAGAUGAAAAUCAACAUCAUCGGGCAAUGGCUCAGCGACGCCUCUUCCUCCUCCUCCUCCUCCUCCUCCUCCUCCUCCUCUUCUUCUUCUUCAGCUUCAUCACCAGAAAAACAAGACGAAGCAGGUCCUACAAGAAUUAUACUCCCCUCGGAGAAUAGAUCAGACGUCCACGACACAGUCACAGCCUAUCUAGAGCGCUGGUCUAGGAAACGAUCAAGUGCUACGCAGUGGAGGAUUGAAAAGCUGGACGAUCUAGCGGAUUGCCUGUUGCAAGGAAUAACAUGGCUCGAGUGGCACGUUCGACGUGCGCAUUUGGCGAGGGAUGGGCUAGGGGAAUUGGCCAGAAUGGGGGUUUCUGUUGAGGCCAAGGAGAAGAACAAGAAGAGUACAAGCAAGAAGAAAGGGUGA